Cucumis melo (muskmelon) is the source of this 2564-nucleotide messenger RNA. RefSeq lists its product as uncharacterized. The coding region runs from base 252 to 2228 and encodes 658 amino acids. NCBI's taxonomy places the organism in Eukaryota, Viridiplantae, Streptophyta, Magnoliopsida, Cucurbitales, Cucurbitaceae. The record is from RefSeq and is a predicted model, not a curated record. Gene Ontology annotation, molecular function: beta-glucosidase activity. The transcript has 11 exons. Gene Ontology annotation, biological process: glucan catabolic process.
AACUUAGGUCAGUAAUGGCGUAAAAAAAUCUGAAGAUUCUCUCUGUUUUUUCUCUCACAUUUCCCACGACUUAGCUUUUCUUGCUCCCACCUUUACACUUUUCCCCAGCUUUAACUCUUCCACUCUACUAAACUCCUAAUCCUAUCUCCAUUUCCUCCAUUUUUCCAUUGCUUCCUCUUACCCAUUUUGCUUUCUCGCAUUGCCAUUCUCAUUCACACUUUCAGUGUGGGUUGAACACUCAGGCAAAGAAGAUGGCCAAGAUUUUUGUUCAGGUGGUUGUGAUUCUGUGUUUGGGUUGGCUGUGGUGGGCGACAAUGGUGGACGCGGAGAACUUGAAAUACAAAGACCCUAAGCAACCGGUUGGUGUUCGAGUUAAGGACCUUCUUGGUCGAAUGACUCUGGAAGAGAAAAUUGGUCAGAUGGUGCAGAUUGACAGGAGCGUUGCGAAUGCUACAGUUAUGAAAGAUUAUUUCAUUGGAAGCGUCCUAAGUGGUGGUGGAAGUGUGCCGCUUCCAGAUGCCCGUGCUGAAGAUUGGGUUGACAUGAUAAAUGAUUUCCAGAAGGGUUCUCUUUCUAGUAGAUUGGGCAUCCCAAUGUUUUAUGGCAUUGAUGCUGUUCAUGGCCAUAACAAUGUUUACAAUGCUACAGUAUUUCCUCAUAAUGUUGGACUUGGAGCUACCAGAAACCCUGACCUAGCUCGAAGGAUUGGUGCUGCAACAGCACUUGAAGUUAGAGCAACGGGGAUUUCUUAUACCUUUGCUCCAUGCCUUGCGGUUUGUAGAGACCCAAGGUGGGGGCGGUGUUAUGAAAGCUACAGCGAGGAUCCAAAAAUUGUGAAAGAAAUGACCGAGAUUAUAAUUGGCCUUCAAGGAGAGCCUCCUGCUAAUUAUAGGAAGGGGACUCCAUAUGUUGGCGGAACUAAAAAGGUUAUCGCCUGUGCAAAGCACUUUGUUGGAGAUGGUGGGACAACUCAUGGCAUCAAUGAGAAUAAUACCGUUAUUAACAGGCAUGGACUGCUCAGCAUUCAUAUGCCCGCCUAUUUAGAUUCGAUCAUCAAGGGUGUUUCAUCAGUAAUGGCUUCCUAUUCUAGUUGGAAUGGAGUAAAGAUGCAUGCAAACCGUGAGCUUAUUACUGACUUCCUCAAGGGCGCCCUUAAAUUUAAGGGUUUUGUCAUCUCAGAUUGGGAGGGUCUGGACAGAAUUACUUCUACGCCACAUUCUAAUUACACAUACUCUGUCCAAGCUGCUAUUUUAGCUGGCAUUGACAUGGUAAUGAUUCCUUACAAGUAUGCAGAGUUUAUUGAUGAUCUUAAAUUUCUAGUGAAGAGUAAUGUCAUCCCAAUGGAUCGCAUUGAUGAUGCUGUUGGAAGAAUUUUAACAGUCAAGUUCACAAUGGGUCUUUUCGAAAGCCCCAUGGCUGAUUACAGCCUUGUCAAUGAGCUUGGGAGCCAGGCACACAGAGACUUGGCAAGAGAUGCUGUGAGGCAAUCACUCGUACUGCUGAAGAAUGGAAAAAAUGAUAGCAAGCCAUUGCUACCCCUUUCAAAGAAAUCCCCAAAGAUCCUUGUUGCUGGCACUCACGCUGAUAAUUUAGGAUAUCAAUGUGGUGGAUGGACAAUUGCAUGGCAAGGGUUCAGUGGCAACAAUGGAACAAGGGGAACUACCAUCCUAGCUGCCAUUAAAUCGACAGUCGAUCCAAGCACAGAGGUUGUAUUUCGUGAGGAUCCGGAUAGUGACUUUGUCAAGUCCAAUGACUUCUCAUAUGCCAUAGUUGUUAUUGGUGAAGCUCCGUAUGCCGAGACCGGAGGGGAUAGUACAACGCUUACAAUGUUGGAUCCUGGUCCAAACAUCAUUAAAAACGUUUGUGAUCAUGUAGAGUGUGUGGUGAUUCUCAUUUCUGGAAGGCCAAUUGUGAUCGAACCAUACAUUUCAUCAAUCGAUGCUUUGGUAGCAGCUUGGUUACCUGGCACUGAAGGCCAAGGAGUCACUGAUGCCCUCUAUGGAGAUCAUGGGUUCAGUGGAAAGCUUCCAAGAACAUGGUUUAAAUCUGUGGAUCAAUUGCCGAUGAACGUUGGAGAUCCACACUACGAUCCACUUUUUCCUUUCGGUUUUGGACUAACAACUGGAUCAGUUAAGGACAUCAUUGCAAGGUCAACAUCAGCGGGUAUUCGUGGAACACCAUCCUUGAUUGCAUCGAUCAUUGUCGCAAUCACCUUAUGUAUAUUGUAGGAACAGUCAACCGCAGGUAUUUUAAUUAGUUUGUUGAGGACUUAAAAAGUAAUUAUUUUAGGAAAUUUGAAGUUAUGAGGUUAGGUUACGGCAUCAGCAUUGGCAUUUAUUUAGUAACACAUGAUGAUUUCAUGGAUCAUAUUAGUAGUAAAAAACAUCUCAUUUAGUAGUGAUGAUUUUCACUUUGUCAUGUUGUCCUCUGAGCCGGAUAUUUGCAGUUUGGUUUAGACCGAUUCUAUUGGAUCGGUUUGGAAUAUACAUCCAAAACCAAACCAUGGUGUUGUAAUUUGUAAGGAUUCAUUCAAAGCCUCACAUAAUGUUUGGCUCCAAAACUAA